AUGGAACAAGUCCCUGAACAAGUCGUUUACGACACUCAUUCAUUCAAGCUUCCGAUCAUCCUCGGCUCGUCCUCCAAGUUCCGUGCGACAAUCCUGAGGCAGCACAAUGUCGAUUUCACCGUCCUAAAACCCGAUCUCGAUGAAAAAGCCGUGCCGGGCCGUGAUGAACACGACCCGUCCGCCACCGCACUCGCCAUCGCCCAUGCCAAGGCCGCCGCCCUUGCCUCGCAGAUCCCAGCCGGUACCCCUCCUUCUCUCGUCAUCACAACCGAUCAAGUCGUCGGCUUCGCCGGCACAGUCCGCGAGAAGCCCGAAUCGGCCGACGAAUGCCGCCACUAUAUCAAGAGUUACGAAGAAGCCCCCGCCGAAACGCACUCCGCCGUAGUCGUCACAAACACCAAGACGGGUAAACGAGUCGCGGGCGUUGACGUUGCGCGCCAGUACUUUGCCUCCGUGCCCAACGAGGUUGUCGACGAGUUGAUCCGGAAGGGGGAUGUGAUGCAUAGUUGUGGUGGGUUCGUGGUCGAUGACCCCCUUCUUCACCCAUACCUCCUGGCGCGUGAGGGCGAUGAAGACUCGAUUAUUGGGAUGCCGAUGAAACUCCUCAUGCAGCUUCUGAAAGAAGCUGAAGAGGAGAUG
This is a messenger RNA of Fimicolochytrium jonesii, 639 nucleotides long. Its product is annotated as inosine triphosphate pyrophosphatase-like protein. The record is from RefSeq and is a predicted model, not a curated record. Gene Ontology annotation, molecular function: nucleoside triphosphate diphosphatase activity. The annotation marks the transcript as partial. Lineage: Eukaryota; Fungi; Chytridiomycota; Chytridiomycetes; Spizellomycetales; Powellomycetaceae. The transcript has a single exon.